AUGACGACUGCUCACAGACCAACCUUCGACCCCGCUGUAGGCAAAGAAGCCCAGCGCGGCCCAGCAUACCACCAGCGCCUCCUCCCAGCGCACACCCAGCUGAAAGUCCGUAAACCCGGCCAAGGCGGCUCCGCCGACUCCCAAUCGCGCGACCUGCGCGCCGAACUCCUCGCCGCCGAAGCCGCUCACUUCGCCAAGACGCGCGGUGGCGCCCCCGACCAAGACUCUGUUAACGAUGCCGCUCUCGAAGCAGGGAAGCGGGGAUUACUCGAAAGCGGCGCGAUGGAGGGGGUAGAAGACGACAACGAGGCGAAAGAAGCGAAGCGGCGGAAGAUCCUAGAAGAGACGCGGGACAUCGACGCCGAUUCAGCUUCUGAAAGCGAGAGCGAGAGCGAGGACGAGAGUGAAGACGAGACGGCGGAGCUGCAGCGGGAGCUGGAGAAGAUCAAGAGGGAGAGGGCGGAGAGGAGGGAGGCGGAGGAGAGGGAGAAGGCGGCGGCGGAGGAGGAGGCGAGGGAAAGGGAUAUGGCGGGGGGGAAUCCGUUGAUGGGAGGGGGGGCGAAACAGGAUUUUGGGGUUAAGAGGAGGUGGGAUGAUGAUGUGAUUUUUAGGAAUCAGGCGAGGGGGACGGAGGGGAAGGAUAAGAAGGAGUUUGUUAAUGACUUGCUGAGAUCGGAUUUCCACAAGAGGUUUAUGAGCAAGUAUGUGAGGUGAGCGUGGUAUGGGACUUGGGGGUGGAAUUGGGAUGGGGAUGAAUGCUGGGUCUCGGAUAGGACACCAAGUCGAGCAUGAGAGGCGUGGUAUAAUUGAGGCUCAAGGGAACCGAGGAGUUUGAUACGAAUAGCAGUCGUCGCAGGACGAAAUGAGGCUCAAGAGACAUGGAGCAGAUGGACAGAUGGGAAGCAACACAGCGGCGUUUGGGAUCGGACGGCGAUUAGAGCGGGACCGGGACAGGAGGAAAGGAUUACUACAUAGAGUGACCA
Molecule: messenger RNA, 983 nt
Organism: Pseudogymnoascus destructans
Lineage: Eukaryota; Fungi; Ascomycota; Leotiomycetes; Thelebolales; Thelebolaceae
Gene: CWC15
Product: complexed with cef1p
Exons: 5
Coding region: 1-714 (237 amino acids)
Biological process (GO): mRNA cis splicing, via spliceosome
Cellular component (GO): catalytic step 2 spliceosome
Molecular function (GO): RNA binding
Source: RefSeq, a predicted model, not a curated record